Melampsora larici-populina 98AG31 is the source of this 555-nucleotide messenger RNA. RefSeq lists its product as uncharacterized. Bases 1 to 555 code for a protein of 184 amino acids. The record is from RefSeq and is a predicted model, not a curated record. The transcript is spliced from 3 exons. NCBI's taxonomy places the organism in Eukaryota, Fungi, Basidiomycota, Pucciniomycetes, Pucciniales, Melampsoraceae.
AUGUCACUCAAAAAGCGCUACCAAAACGAAAACUGGGAUGAGGAACGCAGGAAAAGAACAGCCGAUGAAGUUCGGAGAAGCGCUAGGCUAAGAUACUUGCAACGGCUGCGUGAAAAUGUAGUUCUUUCUCAAAAAGAACUAUGGCCACUUUCAAAAAUUGUUAUUGUGGCAUGCAGCGAUGAUGAGACUGAUAAUGAGCGGGCAAUCUCACCUGAGGAUCCACAGGGUCCAGGAAGACCCUGUCGUGUUCGAAAUCUUGAAUGGCGUAGCAAGGAGCUUGAAAAUAUCUGUCUAUUACUCGAUUCUUCCAAGGCAAAAACCGAUUCCAGCACACCAGGGAAGAACAAGUCGCCGAAACUCACCGGACGUCCUACCAGGCCACGUUUGCGUGGCGAAGACAGGCCGGUAACCCGCACCUCUGUUCCGUCCGCCCUUCCUAUUGAUUGCUACUCUGUACGAUGGCUACAGAGUCUUUCUCCUCUUGAGAGAAGCGAGCUGGACAUUGCUUCUAAACCUAUUCUGAAGGAUCUACUUCCAAUAGUUAAAAGGAUUUGA